This is a messenger RNA of Mollisia scopiformis, 2340 nucleotides long. RefSeq names its product putative cytosolic phospholipase A2 zeta. Gene Ontology annotation, cellular component: cytosol. Gene Ontology annotation, biological process: glycerophospholipid catabolic process. The transcript is spliced from 2 exons. Lineage: Eukaryota; Fungi; Ascomycota; Leotiomycetes; Helotiales; Mollisiaceae. Gene Ontology annotation, molecular function: A2-type glycerophospholipase activity. The record is from RefSeq and is a predicted model, not a curated record. The coding region runs from base 1 to 2340 and encodes 779 amino acids.
AUGUCCCGCAUAGCCAUAACCGGAGUUACCUCCGUUGUUAUCGGUGCUGGGCUCACGUACAUACUCUACCAAAAUAAUUAUGUUCAACCUCUACCUCCCACGCGCCUCCGCAGCGAGAUUCGAGCCGAAAGAGAGAAGGCAUAUGCUGUGGAGGAAAAGAAGCAGGAAAUAGCCGCAGAAAAUGCAGAGCUUCUCUCAACUCUACCGUAUCAGCAAGACAAGGUCGUCGCAGCGGCUUCAUCGGAUGAUUCAGCUUGGGGAAGCUUCACUACGAAAUUCGCAAUCUUCUCUUCAAUUACGGAUCUACAAUGGGGUGCAGUGACGGACAAGAUUGUGGAUUUUGUUAUGCCAGAUUGGGCGAAGCUUUUACCGGACUAUAUCAGCAAGCUGCAGAGAGAGUUGUCCAUGGCUCCAGGCUCGUUGGCAGAUGAAAUAUGGCAAGAGGCACACGAUCCUUAUAUCAAUCCUGAGAUAGAGUACUCAGCUUCUGUCAGGGUUUCCUCCGAGUUAUGCGAUGAGGAGAAGGAAUUUCUGCAGCGGCGGAAGAAGGUCACUACAACUGCUUUGGCGAAAUAUCUUGGUUUACCAGAGGAGGAAGUGCAUCCAGAAGAUGUGCCGACGAUCGCUAUGGUUGGUUCUGGAGGAGGUCUGAGAGCUUUAGUUGCAGGUACAGGCUCAAUGCUGGCAACAAGUGAAGAUGGGCUUUUCGAUUGUGUCACAUACACAGCGGGAGUCAGUGGUAGCUGUUGGCUACAGUCCAUUUAUCACUCUUCGCUUGGUGGUCGUCGAUUUGAUAAGAUGGUGGAGCAUCUGAAAGCUCGGAUAGGCGUGCACAUUGCGUAUCCUCCUGUUGCCUUAGCUGCUCUAAACUCCGCCCCCACCAAUAAGUUCUUGUUGAGCGGGUUCGUGGAGAAGCUCAAAGGAGAUCCAAAUGCAGAGUUUGGGCUUGUGGAUGUCUAUGGCUUGAUGCUGGCUGCCAGACUCCUCGUUCCGAAAGGAGAAGUAGGCGUCGAUGACAGAGACCUCAAGAUCUCCAAUCAACGCGAAUAUAUCGAGCGAGGCGAUCAUCCGAUGCCCAUCUACACAGCAGUCCGCCACGAGAUACCAAUCAUCGAAGAAGCAUCUGAGACCGAGAAAGCCACAGGCUCUCCAUCGGAAGAGACCAAGACGAAAGCAAGAAAAGAGGCUUGGUUUCAAUGGUUCGAGAUCUCACCAUAUGAAAUGUUCUGCGAAGAAUUCGGAGCUGGUAUACCGACAUGGGCUAUAGGACGCAAGUUUGAGGGCGGUAAAGACUUACCGUAUGAUGAAGAUGGCCUCCGUGUUCCUGAGCUCCGUCUGCCGUUAUUACUGGGCGUUUUCGGCUCCGCCUUUUGCGCCACAUUAUCACAUUAUUACAGGGAAGUCAGACCCCUUGUCAAAGGUUUGGUGGGAUUUGGUGGUAUCGAUGACCUGAUCGAAGGUAGAAAUGACGAUCUGAGCAAAGUCCAUCCAAUUGUCCCAGCGUCCAUUCCGAAUUUUGCGUACAAGAUGCAAGAUAGGCUACCCGAAACAGCACCUGAAAGCAUUCAUAAGAACACGCAUUUGCAGCUUAUGGAUGCUGGAAUGUCCAACAACUUACCUAUCUAUCCGCUACUUCGCCCUGGAAGAGAUGUCGACAUUCUUAUAGCCUUUGAUGCAUCUGCAGAUAUCAAAACUGACAAUUGGCUUUCUGUGGCAGAUGGAUAUGCACGCCAACGUGGCAUCAAGGGGUGGCCAAUAGGAGUUGGAUGGCCGAAACAAAGUGACACCGCGGAGAAAACAGCGGGACAACUUGACGAAGCACAAGCAAGCACAGCGGCAGAAGCAGACUCGAAGCUCGAAGAAGCAAAAGCUGACCAAGCGUCGAAUAGCCAGGAUGACGACGAUUCUGGAGAUCUGGGAUACUGUACAGUAUGGGUGGGGACAACGCAAGAAAGAGCCUCUUCGACCGAGAACGUGAAGUCCAAAGCCGUGAAAGAAGACUGGCAGCUCAUGCAGCCCGAUGCGGGAAUCGCUGUGGUCUACUUUCCAUUCCUCAGUAACCCCAAGGUGGAAGGCGUAGAUCCCAUGACAAGUGACUAUAUGUCGACAUGGAAUUUUGUAUAUACCCCAGAGGAUAUUGACAAUGUUGUGGCACUGGCUCGAGCCAACUAUGAGGAAGGCCGAGAGCAGACGAGAAGGUGUGUACGCGCUGUCUAUGAGCGAAAGAGGAAGAAACGCGAGGAAAGAGAGAACGCCGAAAGAGAACUGAGAUGGAGGAGAAAGGUAAGACUGGGGAUCGUUGGCAAGAAAGGAGAAGGUGACCAUUUUCACCUCACAUGA